This is a messenger RNA of Amphimedon queenslandica, 2052 nucleotides long. Its product is annotated as serine/threonine-protein phosphatase 6 regulatory ankyrin repeat subunit B-like. Gene Ontology annotation, molecular function: protein binding. Lineage: Eukaryota; Metazoa; Porifera; Demospongiae; Haplosclerida; Niphatidae. The transcript has 4 exons. The record is from RefSeq and is a predicted model, not a curated record. The coding region runs from base 1 to 2052 and encodes 683 amino acids.
AUGGCCUCAUAUAAAGGCCAUCUCAAUAUUGCACAGUAUCUAGUUAAUGAAUGUCACGUUGAUCCAGACAUAGCAGAUAGCUCUGGUAACACGGGAUUGCUUUAUUCAGCACUGGGUGGUCACAUUGACCUUGUGAUUAUGUUUUUAAAGAAGAAGUGUAAUGUGUCUCAGUAUAGCUUGAAUGCCAGUCAACCAGACUACAAAGGCGUAGUACCAUUAGCAUUAGCUUCUAAGUCAGGUAGUAUCAAUGCAGUAGAAUAUAUUAUGAAUACUACUGACAUUGAUAUUAAUAUAACCUGUAAUGAGGGUAGAACACCUCUUCAUUAUUCAUGUCGUCAUGGUAAUGUUGAUCUGAGUCAAUAUCUCAUUGAAGUACAAGACAGUGACAUUAACAUAACAGAUAAUAAGGAAUGGAAUGCAUUAGAUCAUAGUGCUAUUAGUGGUAACAUGAAGCUAGUCCAAUACUUCAUUAAUAAUCAUCAAUUGCCUCUUUCAUCAUUUGCAUUAAUUCAAGCAGUAUAUAGUACUAAACUAUCAUUAAUUAAAUUAUUAGUAAAUGAAUAUAAACUAGGUCCUCAAGUUAAAGGUGGUGACGGUAUGCAAGCAGUUCAUUGUGCAGCUCAAGUUGGUGCUAUUGAUGUGUUGGAGUAUUUAGUAAAAGAUUGUGGAUGUUAUAUGGAUGGAGUAGGUGGAGCAACUAACAUGAAUGUGUUCCAUUAUUGUACAACAAAUGGUCAUUAUUUAUUUAUUAAAUACGUUAUUAAUAAUUAUCCACAAUAUACUAGUCUAUUGCAUUCUACUGAUGAUAGAGAUACUCUACCAAUUCAUUAUGCCUGUGCUAGUGGUGUAAUACAACUUGUGAAACUUCUAAUUAAUGUAAUGAAAUGUGAUGUCACUACUGUAAAUAAGGAAAGCUACACUUGUGUCACAUGGGCAUGUAGAUCUGGUAAUCUUAAUCUUUUGAAAUUAUUAAUAAAACAUUGCAACCUUAAUCCUAGAAUAUUUGGCAUAUCAUCAUCACUAGAAGUUGCAGUGAUGAAUGGAUGUGUUCAUAUACUAGAAUGGCUCAGACAAGAAUAUCAUAUCAAUGCAGUUUCAUUUAAGAAUGGUGUAUUACCUUUUUAUUCUAUGCAAUACAACCAUUUGUAUUGUUUAAAGCAUUUAUUAAACAAUUAUUCAUUUGAUAUUAAUGCCACUACUCCCUUUGAUGAUACUCAGUCUACACUCCUUCACAUAGCAUGUCAGGAAGGACAUGUUGCUAUAGUUCUCUUCCUCACUAGUCUUCCUCAGUUGGAGGAGCAUCAGUUGGAUCUCACUAUUAAAGAUUACAAUGGAAUAGCUCCAGUUCAUGUAGCCUGUGAAGAAGGAUCAUCGAGUAUAGUCAAUGUGAACAAUAAUGAGGAAGGAUUGCUUCAUGGAGCUGCUGAGAGUGGUAAUAAGGAUCUCAUCCAAUUCCUAGUGGAAUCACAUGGUCUUGAUCCAGAAUCACAGGAUAAAAAUGGAGUGACAUGUCUACACAUACUAGCAAAGCAAGGAGAUAAAGAGAUAUACGAGUAUCUUGUACCUCGUAUUAGGAAUAAUCCAACUCCUAAGGAUAAAGCUGGUCGGUCUCCACUUCAUUAUGCUGGCAGACAUUAUGAGAUGUCAGUGUAUCUGAUUCAAUCUUUUAAUAUUCAUCCUGAAGACAAAGACAUUAAAGGAUUCACUGGUGUUCAUGCUGCCUGUCGAGGUGGUAACAUUCAACUUGUAUCACAUUACUUAAGUAAUCUAAAAUGUGAUAAGAAUAUUUUAACAAACAGCUCCAAAGGAUUAUUAUAUUUUGCGUGUAGAAGUGGUAACUUGGAUUUGGUUCGUGUUUUAAUAGAUAAAUUUGAUUUGGUUCCUGUUCAAGGAGAUGUUGAUGGUGCUAGGUCAGUCAAUGCUGAGUCUAUUGUUAAAUUUGUUGAGGCUAGAAUUAGUUUAUCAAAAUUAGUUCGUGAGUUUGUCGAAGAGGCAGAAAAAAGACAGCUAGUACCAAUAGCUACUAAACCUCAUCCUUCAUUUUUAUCUUAA